AUGGAUUACCUAUGCCAGUUGCUCUACUUAGAAUGGAUAACAAUCUUCCUCCUUGGCGGUCCGGGCUAAAAGAGAUCUUCGAUGCAAUUAUCUGUGAUCCACCUUACGGGGUUCGAGCUGGUGGACGUAAAUCUGGUGGCCGGAAAAUCCUAAGAGGAACAGUGGAUCCUUACACUGUCCCUGAUGAUAAAAGGACAGAUCACAUUCCAUCCACUGGUGCAUAUAGUCUAGUUGAGUGUGUUCAUGAUCUGCUUCACCUUGCUGCGAGAAUGCUGGUAAUGAAAGGCAGGCUCGUCUUUUUCUUCCCGGUUUUGAGAGAUGAGACUGGCGGCGAGGUUAAGUUCCCUGAGCACCCGUGUUUCAAGUUAGUUGCGGUCUCUGAACAGAUCCUGAGCUCGCGGUACAGUCGGUUUCUACUAACUAUGGUGAAAGUAGAGCCUUACAGUGAAGAGAUCAAAGAAGCUGCUCGUUUAAUGCAUUUAGAGUUUAGAGAGAAUCAUCUUAAGUGGUUAGAGGAUGGUAAUAUUCAUUCCUCUGUGUUUAAACCCAUUGAUUCUUCUCAGAUUCACACUGAUCCCAAAGCCUUUAAAGAUCCAAAACCUAAGUAUAGAGGGAAGUAUGUGUAAGCACUAAGUUGUCUUAUUUCUGUUGUACUCUGUUGGGUUUUAUCCUGAACGUUGUCUUUCUUGUUGUUCCAAUACAAAUAGAGUUAUUGGCAAA
Molecule: messenger RNA, 720 nt
Organism: Camelina sativa (false flax)
Lineage: Eukaryota; Viridiplantae; Streptophyta; Magnoliopsida; Brassicales; Brassicaceae
Source: RefSeq, a predicted model, not a curated record